Messenger RNA from Suricata suricatta (meerkat), 2468 nucleotides. It is a transcript of the gene FKTN, whose product is annotated as fukutin. NCBI's taxonomy places the organism in Eukaryota, Metazoa, Chordata, Mammalia, Carnivora, Herpestidae. The transcript is spliced from 10 exons. The record is from RefSeq and is a predicted model, not a curated record. Gene Ontology annotation, cellular component: Golgi membrane. Bases 110 to 1495 code for a protein of 461 amino acids.
CGGAGUUGCCGGAGCUGUUGAGUAAGAAAACAAGAUUAUCUUCUUAUCCAAAAAAGAUGACACCAGCUGGGUUACUCUCAAAAAACAACCAAGUGAGCACCACAGACUAAUGAGUAGAAUCAAUAAGAACGUGAUUUUGGCGGUUUUAACUUUGACAAGUUCUGCGUUUCUGCUGUUUCAGUUGUACUACUACAAGCACUAUUUAUCAGCAAAGAAUGGAGCUGGUGUAUCAAAAUCUAAAGGAAGCCGAAUCGGAUUUGAUAGCACACAAUGGCGUGCAGUUAAAAAGUUUAUUAUGCUAACAUCCAGCCAGAAUGUGCCAGUGUUCCUUAUUGAUCCUUUGAUUCUGGAAUUGAUUAAUAAAGACUUUGAACAAGUCAAAAACACUUCUCAUGGCUCCACUUCAGAAUGCAAGUUCUUCUGUGUUCCGAGAGACUUCACUGCAUUUGCCCUGCGAUAUCACCUGUGGAAGAAUGAGGAGGGCUGGUUUCGGAUAGCUGAAAAUAUGGGCUUUCAGUGCCUAAAGAUCGAGAGCAGAGAUCCCCGGCUGGAUGGAAUAGACUCACUCUUUGGAACUGAAAUUCCUCUGCACUACAUCUGCAGAUUGGCUAGUCACGCCAUCCACGUGGUGGUCUUUCAUGAGAGGAGUGGCAACUACCUCUGGCAUGGCCACUUACGACUCAAAGGACCCGUGGACCGGAAAUUCGUUCCCUUCCGAAAGUUACAGUUUGGCCGUUACCCUGGAGCUUUUGACAGGCCAGAGUUACAACAAAUUACUGUUGAUGGACUCGAAGUUCUCAUUCCAAAAGAUCCCAUGCACUUUCUAGAAGAAAUACCGCACUCUCGGUUUAUUGAGUGUAGGUAUAAGGAAGCUCGAGCAUUCUUUCAGCAGUACCUGGAUGACAACACCGCGGAAGCCAUGGCGUUUCGGAAGAGUGCGAAGGAAUUGUUGCAGCUAGCAGCCAGAACAUUACAGAAAUUGGGAGUACGAUUCUGGCUGAGCAGUGGAACUUGUCUAGGAUGGUAUCGGCAAUGCAACAUUAUUCCUUAUAGUAAAGAUGUUGACCUAGGUAUUUUUGUACAAGAUUAUAAAUCUGAUAUUAUUUCAGCAUUUCAGGAUGUAGGACUUCCGCUCAAACACAAAUUUGGGAAGGUAGAGGACAGCUUGGAACUAUCUUUCCAGGGAAAAGAUGAUGUAAAACUCGACAUUUUUUUCUUCUAUGAAGAGACUGACCAUAUGUGGAAUGGAGGCACUCAGGCCAAAACGGGAAAAAAAUUUAAGUACCUAUUUCCCAAGUUUACACUGUGCUGGACUGAGUUUGUGGACAUGAAGAUUCAUGUGCCCUGUGAAACCAUUGACUACAUCGAAGCCAACUAUGGUAAGACCUGGAAGAUUCCUGUGAAGACCUGGGACUGGAAGCGCUCUCCCCCCAACGUACGGCCCAAUGGAGUCUGGCCUAUUUCUGAGUGGGAUGAGGUUAUCCAGCUAUACUGAGACAGGAACUCAAAAUGGUAGAAUUCCCCGUCUGCAACAAAGGUGGGUAGCUGUUUAAGAAGAUACAUCUCUUCGUCAAACGUUAUGAAGGAGCCAAAGAUAUAUGUGAAGUUUGAAGACGCAGAGAGUUUGAGCCUCUCAGCCAUUUGAUUUAAUCCUCUCAUUUUACAUUUAUUAAGGAGCCCCCAUGGGCCAGGUGCAGUGCUAGGUUACAGUAGAGGAGCAGAGGUGAGUGACACAUGCCUGCUCUCUUUCCUUUCCUGUUGGUAAAACACCUCGAUUUUCUGUGGAGGGAAACACCCUCACCUUUUGAAGGGCUCAUACAGAAUACAAUGUUCUUUCAAAAUGUUAGGUAACGUCUGGACUGGAGCCCAGGUUUAUGGGGUGAAGCUGAGGAGGGAUCUACUAGCAGAAAAGAAUACCCCGUUCCUGUUACCAGCAGUUAAGCUUGUAGGUUGUGCUGCUUUUAAGGUUGUAGAGUCCAAGUUAAUAUUUAAGUGAUCGGACUUUAAGUGACAUCAAGAAAAGAUGCUAACAGAUUCAUUUGACAAGCAACCUGAUAUGGAAUUCAUCCAGAGCACAGGGCAUCAUUUUAUAAGAGAACAAGAGCUUCUUUCUAACUUUGUCAAAGGUAUGCAAAUUUCCAUACAUUUUCUAUUUUUAUAUUUGAAGUGAAAAGAAAGCUUAUGCUUGUGUGAAGCUUAAAUUUCCAGCCAUUGCGAGAGUAUUUUCACUGACCUCUAUAGCACUUGUUAACAAAUCAUUCAAGGGAGAUCAUGCUACUAGACAGGAUUUUGAAAGGGUUGUGAUUUCAUGAAACUUAACUUUCCGUAAUUCAUUCCCAACCAUCUGUUAAGUAAAAAUAUGAGCUAUUCAUGGACUUUAAUAUUUUCUGAAUUUAUAAUCCUGUAUUCCCCAUUUUAAUGUUCACACUAAAAUAUUAAUAGAAAUACCUCUAAUUUUUCUAAUUGUA